Messenger RNA from Brassica napus (rape), 900 nucleotides. RefSeq names its product 60S ribosomal protein L10-1-like. The record is from RefSeq and is a predicted model, not a curated record. The coding region runs from base 85 to 747 and encodes 220 amino acids. Lineage: Eukaryota; Viridiplantae; Streptophyta; Magnoliopsida; Brassicales; Brassicaceae. Gene Ontology annotation, cellular component: ribosome; cytosolic large ribosomal subunit. Gene Ontology annotation, biological process: ribosomal large subunit assembly; translation. Gene Ontology annotation, molecular function: structural constituent of ribosome. The transcript is spliced from 4 exons.
AAAUACCAGAUGGUAUAAAUCAAAAGCCAUUUUCCCGAGAGCAGCAGCCAGCCAGCCACUGUGUUCAAGUUGAGGAGAGUCGCCAUGGGAAGAAGACCGGCAAGGUGUUACCGUCAGAUCAAGGGCAAACCCUACCCUAAAUCACGCUACUGCCGUGGUGUCCCCGAUCCCAAGAUCAGGAUCUACGAUGUCGGCAUGAAGAAGAAAGGUGUCGACGAGUUCCCGUUCUGCGUCCACUUGGUCUCGUGGGAGAAGGAGAACGUCUCCAGCGAAGCUCUCGAAGCUGCGCGUAUCGCUUGCAACAAGUACAUGGUGAAGUCCGCGGGGAAAGAUGCUUUUCAUUUGAGGAUUAGGGUGCACCCGUUCCAUGUUCUGAGGAUCAACAAGAUGCUUUCGUGUGCUGGAGCUGAUAGGCUUCAGACCGGUAUGAGAGGCGCUUUCGGGAAGGCUUUGGGGACGUGUGCUAGGGUUGCGAUUGGGCAGGUGCUUUUGUCUGUGAGGUGUAAGGAUGCUCAUGGUCACCAUGCUCAGGAGGCUCUGAGGAGGGCUAAGUUUAAGUUCCCUGGUCGUCAGAAGAUUAUUGUCAGCAGGAAAUGGGGUUUCACGAAGUUUAACAGAGCAGACUUCACGAAGUGGAGGCAAGAGAAGCGUGUUGUUCCUGAUGGUGUUAAUGCUAAGUUCUUCUCAUGCCAUGGACCUUUGGCUCUCCGUCAGCCAGGAACUGCAUUUUUGCCAGCCACCUAUUGAAGUUUCAGAACUGUUGUCUGCUCAUCCUUUAAACUUCUUAUUUAUAUUCUUAAAAGCAUUGUCUUAAAAGUUUUUAAUUGGACACAUUCACUAUUCUGAACUUUGUGGAAUGGUAUUACUCUUUCUAUGUUGGCCAAUUUCCUUCUUUUGCAA